Messenger RNA from Caenorhabditis sp. 36 PRJEB53466, 2796 nucleotides. NCBI's taxonomy places the organism in Eukaryota, Metazoa, Nematoda, Chromadorea, Rhabditida, Rhabditidae. The record is from the annotation of a GenBank genome assembly.
AUGAUCUACAAUAUUCUGUUACUACUCGCCCUACUCUGUUCUGGGAUCGUGGCGGACAUCUUCGGACCACUCUCGGAUCACUUCAUCCACCACCUCAACAAGUGAGUCUAAUCUGAACUUUGACAUCCUUGAAACAUAAACACAUACAUCUAAUAUCAUCUCAUCCCUAUCCCAUUUCCUAUUCUGAGAAAAACCUACUUAUCCAGAUUCUAUCUGAUGUUUUCAAUGUUUCCCGUGAUUGUUCUCAGUUCUCUGAAACCACCUAGUCCACCUUAGCUACAAUUCACCCCAAUCGUCACCGGUACUGAUCAUCUCAACAACAAAACACACCUUCUUCGUCUUCCGUAAACAAUUUUCCGAAACAAACAACAAAUCUCUUAAACAGUUUCGUCAACCUCUGAUUAGCUCCCAUUUUGUCUCAGACUUCAAACCUUGGCGAGGUAGACCAGGGAGCCAUUCAAGUUGAGAAGUGUGAACUUUUCACACUGACCGCGACGUCCUUCUCUGCGCUUAUCCACAUAGGGGCCACUGCCUUUUGAUGUUUGUUUGUUGACUAGCCACCUACGGAGAGAAGCGGAAGAGAAGCCGUGAUCAGAACACAUACUUCACAGUUGCCUUGAAAAGUUAUGGCAGUCGGUCUUUUUUUCAGACGACCCAAAAGGAACGACAAUCUGCUCCGUCAAAUCUCGAUGUUUGGUGAUACCGGAUCGUUCGGUGGCAAGGUGUUCUCAGAGGAAAAGGUUCGCGACCAAAUCCUGAUUAAUGUCCGCUAAUCACUAGAGCGUCGUAUCCCGAUUAGUCACUCGUAGACACUAGAGAAAAAAAAGCGCUGUGUUUUGAUCAGUCUGUCAGAAAGUGACUGUUCCUUGAAGUGCGGUCGCUGAUGACGUCCUCAAACGACGCAGUCAGAAGCGGAGGUGUGGGUGGUAAUCAGGUCAAAUCCGGAAGACCGCUUUUUGAGUAGUCGUUUGUUUGGACCCUAAGUGGUUCUAGUGCGUGGGAACCCGAAUAAGUAAAAAGUAAAAAGUAAAACAAAACAGCAUCGCAACCCCAACCUUUUUCCGUUAAUUCUUCUUUUUUUUUUGCUCCAUGACGACAUUUCGGGUAGGCCCCACGCAAUUCCCUUUCCGACUGAGUGGAGAUUCAAUAAGUGCUCGAAUACUACACUACGUUUUUUUGUGUUUGUUUCUGAAGGUCAACGAGAAGUGACAUGUAUUUACUUCCGAUUACGCAUUUCCCAAAUGUUGCCGGAGUCCAAGAACAGACGCCGAUCGCAAGUCUGAUCAUUCCGAUGGAAACGUCAUUGCGGUUGCGGAGUUUAGCCUAAUCGGUUUUUUUUAAAUCAAAGACUGGCUUAGAAGCAUUGACAGAACUUUGGAUCGGGGGUCUGAGUUCUUUGCAAAAGUCCUUGAUCACUGAAUCCCGAAAGGUUCGUGUGUUUUGGUUUCAAAUUGGGCUCAUUACGAAAAACACAAACUGUAUGUAGCGUAUGUAGCGUAUGUAGCAACCAGCGUUUCGUUUUCUAAGAAAAUUACAAACAGCAAAAGAAAAUGUGGGAAUUUUUCAGCUAACAAAUACGCCGAUCAUCUUCGUGCAUGGCAAUUCGGACUCGGCGUUAAAAGUCGGAGAGAACCCUUUCCAAUCUGGAUGGGAUGACGUGAUUAGAUACUUUUUAUCGAAAGAUUAUACACUCGCCGAGCUCUAUGGUAUCACCUACGGAGACCGGAAUAUCUCAAACUCUUACACAAGGUGAGCGAGUUCUGAAAUCUAAUUUAUAUUAUCAGUCUUUUAUCACUCCAGGCAUUUCAAUUGUGAAAUCCUCCACCUCCACCGUCGUUUCAUCGAGAUCGUGCUCCACUACACAAAGACCGGACGGGUCAACAUCGUGGCUCACUCGAUGGGUGUGAGCAUUGCCCGGAAGGCAAUUCAGGGAGGCUCGGUGAGCACGUCACUUCCGAUGCGGUUUCUUUAUACUUUGUGUUUCAGUUUGUGUCCACCACCGAAACAUGCGACAUCGGACCAGAUAUAUCCCAUCGAAUUGGUACUUUCAUUGCGCUCGCGUCAGCUAACUAUGGAAUGUGCCCAUGUCAGCACGCUGCAGCCUUCCCGGCGUGUGGCGUAGAAGUGAGUAAAGGGUCAUUCACUAGGUGAUAAACGAGUACUUUUCAUUCUUUUUUUGGUGCUCCGUGCCGUCAUCAGGCGUACUCUAUGAAUACGUUUGUCCUUCUUUCAGACCGGUUUCUAUCCUGGUACAUGCUCAGAGGCCGAGUGCUCCUCCCAAGACUCCAACACCACCGAUAGUUGCUCUGAUGUAAGAUUCAUAGAGUGCACGGCGUGCAUCAUAAGAGCCCACAUUUCAGGUACCGUACUCCAGUUACUUGAUGGAUUUGAACAAUAGCACAAAGAAAGAGGCGAACUUCAUGGCGAGCCUUUGGAGCGAUGGUGAGUGCAAAAACAUAACCAUAGUUUAAUGCGAUCAUGUAAACGGGAAGAGGGGCAAAUGAUUGAAUUAUUGUGUUAGAAAAAGGUCAUCAACACAUGUUUCAUUCCAGACGACGAAAUUCUCGGAAAAGGAAACAUGGUAUGGGGACGACAUACAUCCUUGGUGCCACGUUCCGAUAUGCAUAAAGUAAGCUAUUGAGAGGUUCUUCGGCUGAGGUGUAACUCCAUUAUUUUCAGAUUUACCGAGGGCUCAAUCACAAUGGAGUGAAGACCCUAACAGCUGCCGAUCAGUACAACAUAAUUCACAUGAACGAUAAUAAGUAUCAAGCAGUCGAACACGAAGAGUACAAUUAA